AUGUCUUGGAAGCUGCUAGCGAGCCCCAUUCUUUAUCUUGCACUCGUGUUCCUGCUCGUGGGAGAUCUCGGGUCGCAUAUCUCGGCAAAUGCUUACGACAUAGAAUGCACCUUGUCGUGGCAUCCACCGUUUACCCCAAACGGUCCAGCUCAGUGCAUGGUAGCAGAGAUUCCCAAUUCGAAGAAAGGUAAACAUGAUGGGAAGCCGCAGCAAGUGUAUGAAUGUUCGUGGUGCGGAAGGGGAGAUGGCAAACCUUCUUCUUGUUAUGACUGCCUUAACGGCAACGAUGAACCGGUCACGGGUCCGGGUGGAUCAUGGGAUUGCCCUGCCGGAGUCGAUGUGUGGCCCAAGCUCGGGGCAUAUCAGUUUGUUUGCUCACGUUUUGAACAGGGCCAACAGGUUGACUACUUUUGCAAGCGCCGACAUCUGAACGGAGCAUGUCCUUCGGACAAGUGUAAACAAAUUGAAUAG
Melampsora larici-populina 98AG31 is the source of this 471-nucleotide messenger RNA. RefSeq lists its product as uncharacterized. The coding region runs from base 1 to 471 and encodes 156 amino acids. The transcript is spliced from 5 exons. Lineage: Eukaryota; Fungi; Basidiomycota; Pucciniomycetes; Pucciniales; Melampsoraceae. The record is from RefSeq and is a predicted model, not a curated record.